Cucurbita moschata (crookneck pumpkin) is the source of this 1946-nucleotide messenger RNA. Its product is annotated as growth-regulating factor 5-like. The record is from RefSeq and is a predicted model, not a curated record. Gene Ontology annotation, molecular function: ATP binding. Bases 473 to 1537 code for a protein of 354 amino acids. The transcript is spliced from 3 exons. Gene Ontology annotation, biological process: developmental process; DNA-templated transcription; regulation of DNA-templated transcription. NCBI's taxonomy places the organism in Eukaryota, Viridiplantae, Streptophyta, Magnoliopsida, Cucurbitales, Cucurbitaceae. Gene Ontology annotation, cellular component: nucleus.
UCAAGGGAACCCACCAACCAAGCAGAAGAAACCCAGAGUAAAGGGGCAAAAUAUCAGUAUAAAACUGAGGGAAAGAGAAGAGGCAAAAGUAGGCCAAGUUAAUGUUAUAAAGGGUAGGGUUUUGGUAGAUUCUUCAGCCUCCUGAGCGUGCAAUAGGGAGAUGACACCUGCAGGUGUAUUUGUUCGUAUUGAUAGAGUGAGUUUGUGAAGGUACAUCACACCACACCACAUUGUUUCAGCAGUUUUGCAAAAUCUCAUGGCACUUUUUUCAAGGAAUAUGAUGUGGAGAGAGCAAAAUGAAGGGUGUGUCUAUCAUAUUUCAUUUCCUUUUCUCUUUCUUUUAUCCAUUUGUAUGUGAGUUUCUGCAAGCUACUCAGAGACAAAACCAGCAAUGAACCCAACACAGGAGUACUCAUAUUAACUGCACACUGCAAGCCAUCAUUUGACAGGAACCAAGAAGCUUUCACAGCCUAUGAACUUUGCAGAAAUACCCAUAAAAAAACUAGCACCUCCCAAGAACAACGUACCCUCCACCUCUCUGUCUUUCAAGCUUUCAAGAACAAUGAAUUCAAGUCCAAAGACCUGCACCACCUCUCCUUUCACACCAACUCAAUGGCAAGAACUAGAACACCAAGCUUUGAUCUUCAAAUACAUGGUUUCAGGAGUACCAAUCCCUCCUGAUCUAAUCUUCUCUGUGAAAAGAAGCUUGGAUUCCUCCCUUUCUGCAAGACUUUUCCCUCACCAACCCAUUGGGUGGGGGUGUUUUGAGAUGGGUUUUGGCAGAAAAACAGACCCAGAACCAGGAAGGUGCAGAAGAACAGAUGGCAAAAAAUGGAGAUGCUCAAAAGAAGCUUUUCCAGACUCCAAAUACUGCGAGAAACACAUGCAUAGAGGCAGAAAUCGUUCAAGAAAGCCUGUGGAAAUCUCUUCUUCCUCUUCUUCUUCUUCUUCUUCAUCUUCAAUGACCUGUGAAACUCAAUCAUAUCACCAAGCUCCUCCUCCUGCUGCUGCUGCUUAUCAUGAAUCCUCCAUUCAUCCAUUUAUGUAUACUCAAUCUUCCUCCUCCAGACCUCCCUGCUCUGAUUUCCCUUCAAAUAAUACAAACCCUCAACUCUUUUUGUACUCAGGGACUCAUUCUCAAGCUGAUAAAGAUUACAGGGAUAUUAAUGGUUCAAGAGAGGGCGUUGGCGUGCAGGCUUUCUUUCCCUCGGUUGCUGAGGUUUAUAAUAAUCAGCAGCCAAUAGCGAUGGAUUCUUACAAAGGAUGCUCCCAAUUUGUUACUCAAAGCCACCAAAUUUACAAUUCUAAACAGGCAAGGCAAGAACAAGAGCAACACUGCUUUGUUUUGGGCACAGAUUUCAAUAAAUCGUCAAAAUCAGCUAAAGCAGAGGAAGAAGAACAAGAACAAGAACAAGAUGGUGAAACCCAGAAGCCGCUACUCCAUUUCUUUGAGGAUUGCCCACCAAAAAACUCGGAUUCCUGGCUUGAUUUAGCCUCAAAUUCAAGUAUACAAAAUGGAAAUUUUAUUGGGUUAUGAAUACCUUUAGUUCUUCAGCUGUAAUCUGACAGUUUCCUUCUCACUUCACCUCUGUUUUUUUUUUUCCUCUGUUUCUGUCUCUCUGUGCAGAUGGUUAAAGAAUCAAUAAUGGAGUUUUGGGUUAUGGCCAAAAGAGUACUUGUCAGUGAGUGAAGUACCGUCUUAGUUUGUGGUCAGGGAAGCUUUUCUUUUGCUAAAGUUUUGAAUGUAAACUGCAGGAUUUUCAAGAGAGGUUUCCUGUCCUUUGCUUUAUUUUAUUUAAUAUUUUAUUUUUUACACUUCGCUGUCGUUUUCUGUAAGAAACAUGUUUCAAAGUAUGCAGCCUUGCUAGUUUGGUUGGAACAAACAACCAGGAAAUUUGCUAGAUUCUCUUCUAACUUCAUAGCUAAAUGCACUUUCAUUUUCCUGA